Messenger RNA from Neopsephotus bourkii (Bourke's parrot), 6671 nucleotides. It is a transcript of the gene PREX1, whose product is annotated as phosphatidylinositol-3,4,5-trisphosphate dependent Rac exchange factor 1. Bases 273 to 5240 code for a protein of 1655 amino acids. The record is from RefSeq and is a predicted model, not a curated record. Gene Ontology annotation, molecular function: protein binding; guanyl-nucleotide exchange factor activity. Gene Ontology annotation, biological process: intracellular signal transduction. Lineage: Eukaryota; Metazoa; Chordata; Aves; Psittaciformes; Psittacidae. The transcript has 40 exons.
CUCCCCUCCCCGUCGCCGGGGCUUCCCUUCUCUCUUCAUUCAGCGCUGCCUCGUUGCCGAGCGCUCGUCGCGCUGCUGCCCCGGUAUGUCCCGCAGCCGGGUUCCCCUCAGCGACCGGCCCCUGUAGCGCCGCUACCCGCGCGUGAGGCAGGGCCGAGGGGACGGCGGGGGGGGGGGGGCCGUUGCCCAGCUGCGCCGGGCACCGCGCAGCCAUGGGGGGCUCCUGAGGGGAGCGGCGGGGAAGCGGAACGCCUCGCCCCGUGGCAGCCACUAUGGAGGCGCCGCCGCCGCCGCCACCCGGCGCCCCCAGCGCGGCGGACCCCGCCGGCUGCCCCAAGGACACCGACCGCCAGUUGCGCCUCCGCCUCUGCGUUCUCAACGAGAUCCUCAGCACCGAGAGGGACUACGUGGGGACCCUCCACUUCUUGCAGUCGGCAUUUCUUCACCGGAUCCGCCAGAAUGCUGUGGACAAAGCUGAGAAGUACAUAACAGAGGAGAAUGUUAAGAUCUUAUUUUCUAACAUCGAAGACAUUCUUGGUGUUCACAAGGAGUUCCUGGCUGCCCUGGAAUUUUGUUUACAACCAGAACCUCAGUCCCAGCACGAACUGGGAAAUGUUUUCUUAAAAUUUAAAGACAAAUUCUUUGUGUACGAGGAGUACUGUAGCAACCACGAGAAAGCACUCAGACUGCUGAUGGAGUUGAACAAGAUCCCAACAGUGAGAACAUUCCUCUUGGGUUGCAUGCUUUUGGGAGGCAGAAAGACAACAGACAUUCCACUAGAGGGUUAUCUGCUGACUCCAAUUCAGAGAAUUUGCAAAUAUCCACUUCUGCUUAAGGAAUUAGCUAAGAGGACUCCCUCCAAGCAUCCUGAUCAUCCAGCUGUCCAGAACGCAUUGCAGGCCAUGAAGACGGUCUGCACAAAUAUCAAUGAGACCAAGAGACAGAUGGAGAAACUGGAAGCCCUUGAACAGUUGCAGUCCCACAUUGAAGGAUGGGAGGGGUCAAAUCUGACUGAUAUCUGCACACAGCUUUUGCUCCAAGGGACUUUGUUAAAAAUCUCAGCAGGAAACAUCCAGGAGAGAAUGUUCUUUCUAUUCGAUAACCUUCUGGUCUAUUGCAAGAGAAAAUCCAGGGUUACUGGAAAAAAAACUUCUAAAAGGACAAAGUCAAUCAACGGCUCCCUUUAUAUCUUCAGAGGCCGAAUAAAUACAGAAGUCAUGGAGGUGGAAAAUGUGGAAGAUGGAACAGCAGAUUACCACAGCAACGGCUACACUGUGACAAAUGGGUGGAAGAUACAUAACACAGCCAAGAACAAGUGGUUUGUCUGUAUGGCCAAGACUGCAGAGGACAAACAAAAAUGGCUGGAUGCUAUAAUCAAGGAAAGGGAGCAGAGAGAGAGUUUGAAAUUGGGAAUGGAGAGGGAUGCAUACGUCAUGAUUGCAGAGAAAGGAGAGAAGCUCUACCAAAUGAUGAUGAGCAAGAAAGUGAACCUUAUCAAAGACAGGAGGAGAAAAUUAAGCACUGUUCCCAAGUGCUUUCUUGGCAAUGAGUUUGUAUCAUGGCUCACAGAGAUUGGAGAGAUAAGCAAACCGGAGGAAGGGGUCAACCUGGGACAGGCACUAUUGGAAAAUGGAAUCAUUCAUCAUGUUUCAGAUAAGCACCAGUUUAAGAAUGAGCAGGUGAUGUACAGAUUUCGCUAUGAUGAUGGAACAUACAAGCCAAGAAGUGAAUUGGAAGACAUCAUGUCCAAGGGUGUGAGGCUCUACUGCCGACUGCACUGCCUAUAUACUCCAGUGGUAAAAGACCGUGACUACCACCUAAAGACCUACAAAUCAGUAAUCCCUGCAAGUAAACUAGUGGAUUGGCUUAUUGCACAGGGAGACUGUCAGACUCGGGAGGAAGCUGUCGCACUGGGUGUUGGACUCUGCAAUAAUGGCUUCAUGCAUCAUGUCCUGGAGAAAAGUGAAUUUAAGGACGAAUCCUUAUAUUUCCGCUUUUAUGCUGAUGAGGAGAUGGAAGGCACCAGUUCCAAAAGCAAACAAUUACGUAAUGACUUCAAGCUUGUGGAAAACAUCCUGGGGAAGAGUCUUCUGAUCUUACCAGAAGAGGAUGACUAUGGGUUUGACAUAGAAGAAAAGAACAAAGCAAUUGUGGUGAAGUCAGUUCGACGCGGGUCUUCUGCAGAGAUGGCUGGCCUGCAGACGGGAAGGAAAAUUUAUUCUGUCAACGAGGACUUGAUAUUCCUACGCCCAUUUUCAGAAGUGGAAACCAUCCUGAACCAGUCCUUCAGCUCCCGAAGGCCGCUUAGGCUUCUGGUAGCCACCAAAUCAAAAGAGAUUAUUAAAAUCCCUGAUUGUCCUGAAGCACUUUGCUUUCAGAUACGGGGAGCAGCACCACCAUAUGUUCAUGCAGUAGGAAGAGGCUCUGAGGCUGCAGCUGUAGGCCUACAUCCAGGACAGUGUAUUUUGAAAGUUAAUGGGAAUAAUGCAACACAUGGAAAUUAUAUGGAUGUUCUGGAGCACUUCACAGCCUACAGGACCAGACAACAGGAAGCACUGGGAUUAUACCAGUGGGUGUACAGAACACACGAAGAUGCUGAAGAGGACAGAGUUCAGCAAGCAGCAUCAACUGCGUAUCUGAAUGGCAGUCAUCCUGGCUCCAGCAAAGAAGAUUCAUCACUGGAAGAAGGUGCAGAAUUGGAUCCCCUUCAAAACAGCCAACAGGAAUUAGCCCAGUCACCACAGACCAUCAGCUCUCCACUGGUGAUUGGUGAAGAAACACCUCUCAUCAGCCUGACUGUGGAUAACACCCAUUUGGAGCAUGGGGUGGUGUAUGAGUAUGUCAGCAGUGCAGGAAUCAAAUCCUUUGUCCUGGAGAAAAUUGUGGAACCAAAAGGUUGCUUCAAUCUCACUGCAAAGAUUUUAGAGGCCUUUGCUGUAGAGGACAAUCACUUCGUAAAGAAUUGCAAAAGACUCAUAUCCCUGAGCAGCGCGGUGGCCACCAUGCCCCAGUAUGAAUUCCGGCAAAUCUGUGACACUAAGCUGGAAAGCAUUAGCAGGAGGCUAACCAACUACCAAGAGUUUGCAGAUGACUUGAAAACAAAAGUGAGCCCAGCCUUCAAACAAGCCAUCAUGGAACCACAUUCUCUCAACAGCAUGGAUUUCUGCCCCACCAACUGCCAUAUUAACCUCAUGGAGGUGUCAUACCCCAAAAACACUACCUCAGCAGGGAGGUCGUUCAGCAUUCGCAUUGGACGGAAACCCUCUAUUAUUGGUCUUGAUCCAGAACAAGUAGGUACCUUAAAUCCAGUCUCAUAUACUCAGCAUUGCAUCACCACCAUGGCUGCACCGUCCUGGAGAUGUCUGACCCUAGAAGAUGGAGAUCUUGACAGCAGCUUUGGCCAGCAGAAUGGAGGAGCAAUUCAGGAAGAAAGGGGACUCAGUUUUCUGCUGAAACAGGAAGAUCGGGAGAUACAGGACUCCUACUUGCACCUUUUUAACAAACUUGACAUUGCAGUGAAGGAAAUGAAGCAAUAUGUCAUUCAGAUAAAUAAACUUUUGUCCACCAUAACAGAGCCUACAGAAGGUGGUGCCUGUGAGCCGCCAUCUACUGAGGAGACAUCUCCACCUUCCCUGGGAACAGAAGAGAGUGAUCCUGACAAAGCCGAGCAUGGUGGGAUCAAGAAGGUCUGUUUCAAGGUUUCUGAGGAGGACCAGGAAGACUCUGGCCAGGACACAAUGAGUUACAGAGACUCCUACAGUGAAUGUAACAGUAACCGGGACUCAGUGUUGUCAUACACCAGUGUGCGGAGCAACAGCUCUUACCUGGGCAGCGAUGAGAUGGGAUCAGGAGAUGAGCUUCCCAAUGAUAUGAGGAUUCCUUUAGACAAGCAAGACAAACUUCAUGGCUGUCUGGAACAUCUGUUUAACCAAGUUGACGCAAUCAAUGCACUUCUAAAAGGACCAGUGAUAACUAAGGCCUUUGAAGAAACCAAGCACUUUCCAAUGGACCACAGUUUGCAAGAAUUUAAACAGAAGGAGGAAACCACAGUAAGGUGCCGGAAUAAUAUUCAAGCCAGCAUUCAAGAAGAUCCAUGGAACCUUCCACUGCGCAUCAAGAACCUUGUUGAAAUCAUACAGAAGCAUGUGGAAGAUGGGAAGAACCAGCUGCUUCUGGCCUUGUUAAAAUGCACAGAUACUGAGCUACAGCUGAGACGUGAUUCCAUCUUCUGUCAGUCUUUCGUGGCUGCUAUUUGCACCUUCUCAGAGCAGUUACUGGCUGCUCUCAACUAUCGAUACAACAACAAUGGAGAGUAUGAAGAGAGCAGCAGAGAUGCCAGCAGAAAAUGGCUGGAACAGAUAGCAGCCACCGGUGUUCUACUGAACUACCAGUCUCUCCUCUCCCCUGCUGUGAAGGAGGAGCGCACUAUGCUGGAAGACAUCCAGGUUGCUCUGGCUGAACUGGACAAAGUUGCCUUCUAUUUCAAGCAGCUGGAUGAAAGUCUUGUAGCAAAUACUCAUGUCUUCUACCACAUCGAAGGAAGUCGCCAGGCCUUGAAGGUUAUCUUUUAUCUUGACAGCUACUACUUCUUCAAACUGCCUUCUCGGUUUCAGAAUGGGGGAAGCUUGAAACUGCACAUGGUGCUCUUUACAAAAGCUCUGGAGAGUACAGAGGGGCAAUCACAACUGGCUGGCUCAUCUCUAGAAGAACUUCCACAGCAAAUUAAUAGUAUUUCACUUGACAAAGUGCAGCAAUACUACCGUAAACUCAGGACAUUUUACCUAGAGAGAUCAAACUUGCCCACUGAUUCCAACACUACUGCAGUGAAGAUUGACCAGCUUAUUCGUCCCAUUAAUGCAAUGGAUGAGCUCUGCAGGCUGAUGAAGUCCUUCAUUAAUACAAAACCAACGCAGUCAGGAUAUUCCAGCAGUAACACAUCAGGAGCAGGCCUGCUACCCAUAUCUUCUGAGCUGUGUUACCGACUUGGAGCCUGUCAGAUCACCAUGUGUGGCACUGGGAUGCAGAGGAGUACAUUGAGCGUGUCCCUGGAACAAGCAGCCAUACUGGCGCGAAGUCACGGACUUCUGCCCAAGUGUAUCAUGCAAGCUACAGACAUCAUGAGGAAGCAAGGACCAAGGGUUGAAAUUUCUGCCAAGAAUCUGAAAGUGAUGGACCAAAUGCCACAGUGUGCACCUCGACUCUAUAGGUUGUGCCAGCCACCUACAGAUGGAGAUUUAUAAGCUGAGGAGGCACCUGCCUUGCAGCAUCAAUGGAGUGUUCAGCCAGGAGCAGCCCCACCUAAGGUCCCCCCACAGCACCACCAGCAAUGGUGCUGAGCCCAGAGAGGAGCUGCUUCUGCUGUGGGUUAGUCGGUGAUGAACCUGCUGGCCCCAGACACCAGGAACCUGCCUCUGAGCUCCUGCAGCAUGUGCAGGGAUUCUUGUAUUUCUUUGACUUCUUGAAGAAAUCCAUGAAACAAAUACCCCAGAGCUAAGGUGGGUGUUACUGCCGUUUCCUGGGUGCUUGGCAAAGUGACAGCUCUUUCAAGACAGUACAGGUUUACUGGUGACUUGUGUGUGCUGCCACCUCAAUGUAGUGGACUUCAAGAUACGGAUUGGUUAUGCCUCCUCUCAUGCUCCCCGUACUGCAUCUGGCAUCCAUUUAAUUGCCAGCAUAAUUUUGGUCAGUGUUCUGGAGCAACAGCCUCAGAAACACCACUGUUUCAUCGUGUGAACUGACCCGCACUUUGAAUGACGAGUAGCACAAUCCAUGGUUUAUUCAAACAUGAACAUCAAGAAUGUCUUCUGGAGUAAUUUUCCACUUCAGCCCCACGAGAAGCCAUCUCCCGAUGCUGCAGAGUAUACAUUCCAUAAUCCUUUCUAACAUUACUUCAUUUUACUUACUGUAGCUUUCAGGUUUUUGAUUAACUCUUUUUACUAAUGCCCUGUUAUGUACUCUGGAAAUACAGAACUAUUUAAGAGGAGAAACUGGGAGCGAAAGAUUUUAAAGGAAACUUCACAGAGAAAAAAAAUCCCAUCUUAUAACCUGAUUAUUUGAACAGAUGUAGUUUUUAAAACAGGUCAGAAGAACUAUACUUAUUUAUGUGGAGUGGCAUAUGUGUUUUUGAUCAUGUUAUUAUAUAUACAAGAUUUAAAUAAAAAUUAUAUUGUUUAAAAUGGGACCAAUAUGCUGGCAGUUACACAGCUACUCCCAGUUUACUGAAAAGAAAUCUACAUUAUUUAAAGUCUUUCAAUAUUUAAGUAGUCUUUAAUACAGUUAUUGAGAUGUAUUAGGGGUGCUUCUAAGUUAAAAGAAAAAAGGAAUCAUGUAUAUAAUAUACUUUAUGUUUUUCUUGUUUGAAGCAUUGUUCUCCAUCCUGUCAGUAUUAUCCUAAGCAGAAUAAUUUUUCCCAAAUUAUUGGCUGAAACACAGUGAAACAUGUCAGCAGUCUCAGGACAGACAUACGGUUCUUUUGGAGUGAGUGCCUUAACACGACCGCCCAGCCCCAGGGACUUGGAAUUGCAGCGGAUGCAGGCCAGGGUGUGCAGGGGACUCACCAUGGCUCUGGUUCUCCACAGCCUCCUUUGGAACAGUUCCAAGUCAGGACAUCCCGAAGCGCUUUGCAGUGAUGUACAUUGUAGAAAAUAAAGGUUUGGGGGUUUUAUUUGUGA